UCAAAUAAAGUCAAAAAACCAGUGGAAGUUUAAAGAAAACACAAACGCAAGUUGAAAACACGUACAGCAAAAUUCGGUAUCACUGUCCUAAUUUCAUCUCCAAUUUCAUCUUCUUGUUUUUUCACCGCUCUUCUCUUCCAUUUCUUGCCUUCCAUUGUUAUGGCGGACCAUCACCACCCUCACCAACCCUCCAGUUCCGGGGCUCAUUCAGAUUCAGAUCUUAAGGAUAUUGAUCAGGUCUUGGUUGUUCCUGACACUCCUGAUAGGGUGUCUAAACAAACUAAAAAUGUUUCUAAGAUUCCUAAACCUAUGGAGGCUAGCUCAAGGAAUUCUGCAUUGACAAUUAGGGGGAAUAUUGAUAGAAGGAAUCGACGUUUGGGUGAUAUUUACCAUGCUUCUAGAAAUUUUUCUCGUUCUGGGGGUAAUCUUGGUGAUGUUGCUCGAAUUCAGGGUGCAAACAGCUCUUCUGUACCUUCUUCUAGUCUCAGGAAUGCUCCAUUAUCCAGUACAGUAGCCAGCAAGACUUUGAAGCACAACGACAGACAUAAUUGUAACCAUCAGCGCAUGGAGGAUGACAGAGUUUCACAUUCUAGUCUUCCAGGAAUAUCAUCUCACCAUUGCAAAAGAAGUCAGGAUAAGGGAAAGGUGAAGGUUGGUCAUGAUAAUCCUGUCCAUACCAAUGCUUGGUCAUUGAAAGGGGACAAUACUAUUUGCCUUGUUACUUCAGAUCAUGAUACUGGGGAGGGUCUCUCUGUGCCACCUCACUCUUCCAGAGUACCUAGUACAACCAGGCAGAAAAGGUUUGUACGUAAUGGGUGUAUAUCUCCACAUAAUAUAGAAAAAACCAAAAGAUUAGCAGAAACUUCUGGUAAUGGAUCUGAAAAUGCUGAGUGUGCUGCAGAACCUGGUGGUUCUCGUCUUGUAAUUGAUGUUGGUGAAGUACCUUCCAAACAAAAUGCUGCAAGUCAAGCGAAAGGAAAAGGGUUGUUGAUUCCCGAUUCUUCUCCAAAAGGCCAUGCUGUCAGGAGAAGUGAUGGUGGGAAUUUUGUUGAUGGAGGGAGCAAAAGGACUGAGAAGGACUGCAUUAUUGUACAACACACAAGUGGAAACCCAAACAAAUUGGUUUUGGGCAAAAGCACUUCAUCUUGUCCUUCAAAAUCGUCUGAGCAAAAGCCUGUGCUUAGUGAGGGUCAGCUGCACACGCCAAGCUCAGUAGUUAAAAGACAAAGAAAGCAUGACUUGAGUUUAGGAAGCCCAGAAAAACAUGAUGAGGUAAUUUGCUUGAGUUCAGGUGGGGAAUCAUCAACCAGAAAGUCAGUAAGGGAUCAUGGUGGUUUUCCUCAGAGCGAAUCAGGUUCUCUGUUAGCUGUUAAUGGAUUUUCUUCAGAAGUGGGAGAAAGUGUGUCACAAACUGAAAAUGACUCUGAAGCUAGGGCAGUACAACUUCAAGUAGAUGAGAUGAUGGCUCGUGAGCUGCAGGAACAAUUAUAUAAUGAGAUUUCUGAACCUACUAGUGACGAGGAAUUUCAAUUUAUGCUAUGGACAUAUUUGCUACAGAGAUUUUCAUCAGUUGGCUGGGUAUUGCCGCAAGAAGAUCGUGUGCAUCCUGCUUAUUUAAGAGGAAGUCGUCGUGCACAUGCUUCUGUAGCCGCUCCACCAUCAAUUCGACAUCAAGCUUCUCAAUCUCAGUCUUUGCGCAAUCGUUUGUUCCGUCGAGGAGCUCAAGCACGGAGGCCACCGAGGCUAAGGAGUCAUGUGUAUCGCCAUCCUAGAGGAAGAAUGUUCCCUUCAGAUAUGGAUGUCGACAUGAGAGUUGAUUUACUAGAAAGAUUGGAAGCUGUGGUCAAUGAUGAUAUCAGAAUGGUCAAUCAACUCCUUGAUCCUGAUCGUGAAUUUGGAGAAGAUGAUUAUGAAAUGUUAUUGGCUCUUGAUGAGAACAAUCAUGCACAUCUUGGCGCUUCAGUUGCUCAAAUAGGGAACCUUCCAGAGUCCAUAGUACAUAAUGAUGAUUGCGAAGUAUGUUCAAUUUGUCUCGAGACCCCGGUUAUCGGCGACGCCAUGCGCCAUCUGCCUUGCUUGCACAAAUUUCACAAAGAUUGUAUUGAUCCAUGGCUGAGUAGAAGAAGAUCAUGUCCAGUUUGCAAGUCAGAUAUAUGAUUUAUCUUUUUAUCCUGUUUGAUUGGUCCAUCUUUUAUGCAUCGCCAACCCGCAGGCAAUCUCAUCAUGACCAUGAAGAAGCUUGGUGUUUUUGAGCCUUUGAGGCAGAGACAAGAUCCCGUCUUCUACUUGUUCGAGUUCUUGUUGAUCGAGUAUAGCAAAGUUCACUGAAAAGCUGUAAGGCUCUACUUAUGGAUCGCUUAUAGUAUUGUGCUGUUAGUUUUUGUGCCUUAACCGAUAUGAAGCUGAUACGAGCUUCAACUGUUAGAAAAGUUCGCCCAGAGGUCCGUAUUUUAUUGGGCUUUUUGAUACUGCCACAGCUUCUUUGUAUAGCUUUCAAGAAGCUGAGGGUGAUAUUUUAAGCUCCUGGCUCAGCCAUCACUUCUUCCUGUUGAGAUCUUUUGAAAAAUUGGACCUAUUUUGGUCAAUUAAUUGAUUUGAUAGCUAAAUUUGGAAAAUUAAUUAUCUUCCUGGUUUCUAUGAUUAUUAACAUUUUUCA
This is a messenger RNA of Chenopodium quinoa (quinoa), 2656 nucleotides long. RefSeq lists its product as uncharacterized. The record is from RefSeq and is a predicted model, not a curated record. Lineage: Eukaryota; Viridiplantae; Streptophyta; Magnoliopsida; Caryophyllales; Amaranthaceae. The coding region runs from base 160 to 2157 and encodes 665 amino acids. The transcript is spliced from 10 exons.